This is a messenger RNA of Cuscuta campestris, 1456 nucleotides long. NCBI's taxonomy places the organism in Eukaryota, Viridiplantae, Streptophyta, Magnoliopsida, Solanales, Convolvulaceae. The record is from the annotation of a GenBank genome assembly.
CCGUCUCCAUCUGGAUGGUCGAUCUCGGAUUUUUCCGUCCCAGUUUUGCUCCUCGUAGAAAUCUUCUUCACACGCUUUGUGUAGAUAGAUAUUGUUUGUUUACCAAAACCCCCUUCAUCUGAUUCUGGCGUGGAAGCUACAGUUUACAGAGGCGUUUUUUUCAAUCCAAAGCUCCUCCAUUAGGAACCAUACUCCUUCCAGCUUCAUUUCUCUCUUGAAAGAGUUCUGUUUUACCCUCAUCUUUGUCCCCGAGCAAAGGGUACUGUUGCUUGUUUGGGUCACUUGGAUUGGUUCGUACUCAGAUCCUAUAAUGAACGAACAGCAUGGGAAUUCAGGGGCGAGCUCGGCGAGUGCUAGUUUUAGUGGUAGUUCAUUGGGUACGCAGGAUGAUCAUACUAUUGCCAAGAUAUUAGGAGAGGAGGAAGAAAAUGCUUUGAAGCACACGAGCACGCUUGGAAAGAGGCUUUCACAUUUAGGCUCAAUUCCGCACGUUCCAAGGGUAAUUGAAGCCAUACCCGAUACUAAUGAUGCCACAUUGGACCACGCAAGGCUUUCUGAAAGGUUGGCACAAUAUCGUCUCACUGAAGUUCACAUGGAAGGAGAUGGGAAUUGCCAAUUUCGAGCCCUUGCAGAUCAGAUUUUUCAAAAUCCAGGUCAUCAUAAGUAUGUACGGAGGCAAGUUGUCAAGCAGCUAAAACGUUACAGAACACUAUAUGAAGGCUACAUUCCAAUGGCGUACAAAAGCUACUUGAAGAAGAUGAAGAGAUCAGGGGAAUGGGGAGACCAUGUUACUCUUCAAGCAGCAGCAGACCGUUUUGAGGCUAAAAUAUGUUUAGUCACUUCCUUCCGGGACACUUGCUACAUUGAGAUUAUUCCCAAUAACAAUCGCCAACCUUCAAAAGAGUUGUGGCUGAGCUUUUGGAGCGAAGUGCAUUACAAUUCUCUAUAUGAAGUAGACGGAGCGAUCCCUACAAGACACCCGCGAAAGAAGCAUUGGCUUUUCUAGGCUGCAGCUAGAAUUAUGAUGGGAGAAAGACUAAAAUAGAAGUAAAACAUAAAAAAAACCAAAAUACGACCUUCAUGUUUUUAUCCCCAAAAUAAGGGCAUACAAUGCCAAUAAUGCCAACAUUUAUAACCAAAAAACAGUGGAAUGACAAUGUACAAUGCCACAUUGUGUCGCAGUACAAAGUUCUAUUUUGGGGAUAAAAACCUAUCGCUCCUAUUUUGGGGAUAGAGCUAUGCUUUACUCUUAUUUUCGGUGAUUUCUUAAUUAUGAUUUGGUUGGUGCUGGGUAACAACUCAUCAAUGUCUGAGAGUUUAUGUUGUGUUAUGGGUGUAAUGGAGCAGGAUUUUUAUAUACACAAUAUUAUACCAAUGGCUUGUAGUAGAAAAAAAACACCAAUGCCUUGUACAUAAUAUUACAGAACAUCAAUAAGAAUGAAUAUUUCUCUAGUAG